Molecule: messenger RNA, 2768 nt
Organism: Lepisosteus oculatus (spotted gar)
Lineage: Eukaryota; Metazoa; Chordata; Actinopteri; Semionotiformes; Lepisosteidae
Gene: gpaa1
Product: glycosylphosphatidylinositol anchor attachment 1
Biological process (GO): attachment of GPI anchor to protein
Cellular component (GO): GPI-anchor transamidase complex; membrane
Source: RefSeq, a predicted model, not a curated record
UUCCGACUAGAAACAAGGAACCACACUGUAUUGUAAAGAGCACCUACAGUAAAUCACUGCAAAAUACGGUUUAUUUUGCUGUUAUAGUCCGGGUGGUGGUUUAAGGUUGGCGAGGCACACCGUAUUGGAUUAGUGGCACUGUGCACUAAGCAAAUAGGAGAACCGGUCAAGAGAAGGAGAAGGCGACAGGACACACAGCUCGCCUGUGAGCACACAGCAGUGGGACCAGUGGUCCAUGUUUUGCAGUGCCGAGGUUUCAGCUGACAAGUGAGGGAAGAUGGGCCUGCUGUCUGACCCCAACCGCAGGAGAGCCCUGACCAGCCUGCUGACCCGACUCAACACGCCUCUCUGCGUGCUGUGCUACCUCGCUGGCGUGGCCUGGUUCAUGGGCUUGGCGUUUGAGCCCUUCACUCUGCGCACCUACAUGUCCGAGAACGCCAUGGGCUCCACCAUGGUGGAGGAGCGCUUCACCGGGGGCGAGCGGGCACUGUCGGCUGCCAGGGAGUUCGCCGUACACAAGAAGAAGGCAGGUGGGAUGCCAGUGGAGUGGCUGGUGCAGGCCAUGCAGAGCCGGGGCCUGGAGGUCUACACUCAGACCUUCUCCCGGACACUGCCCUUCCCUGACGAGAGCAAGGAGAGAUAUAUGGUGAAAGGCACGAAUGUCUACGGUAUCCUGCGUGCCCCCCGAGCGCCGCGGACUGAGUCUCUGGUUCUGAGUGCCCCCUGCAGUCCAGGCACAGCCAACAACCAGGCUGUGGGGCUGCUGCUGAGCCUGGCCCAGUACUUCAGAGGUCAGAUCUACUGGGCGAAAGACCUGAUCUUCCUGGUGAAUGACCAUGACCUGAUCGGCAUGGAGGCCUGGCUGGAGGGCUACCACGAUGUCAACAUCACAGGCAUCAGCGCCCAGCCCCUGCAGGGUCGUGGGGGCUCAAUUCAGGCAGCCCUGUCUCUGGAGCUCAGCAGUGACGUCAUCACCAGCCUGGACUUGGUGCUGGAGGGUUUGAAUGGGCAGCUGCCCAACCUGGACCUGACAAACCUCUUCUAUGCCUUCUGCCAGAAAACAGGCAUCCUCUGUACCAUACAGGGCAAGCUCCAGCGCAAUGACUGGGACACCGUAGCUGGGUACACCCACUCAGUGCAGACAAUGCUGCUGAUGGUCCUGCGCCAGGCCAGCGGGCGGCCUUGGGGUGAUCACGGCCUCUUCCUCCGUUACCACAUCGAGGCUGCCACAGUGCGUGGCAUCAACAGCUUCCGUCAGUACAAGACGGACAUCACCACAGUGGGCAAGCUGCUGGAGGGGAUGUACCGGAAGCUAAAUAACCUGCUGGAACGUCUGCAUCAGUCCUACUUCUUCUACCUGCUGCCCUCGCUCUCUCGCUUCGUCUCCAUAGGCUACUACAUGCCAGCCUUUAGCCUGCUGGCUCUCAUACUGCUGCUGCGAGCUCUGGACCUCUGGGUGCAGCUCAGCACCCCGAUAGCUGGCCUGGAAGAUGGAACUGUAGAAGGAGAAGAGGUAUCCGGCCCAGGUGUACUCUCCUUGGUGACGCCAGUGUUAAUCAGUCAUCUGACAGGAGUUGCACUCUACAUCCUACCUGUGCUGUCCCAGCAUGCAGCAGUGCAGCAUUUCCCUGUGUCUGAGACAGAGGCUGUGGUGCUGACUGCUAUCACCAUCUACGUCGCCGGGCUGGCACUGCCACACAACACUCACAGGGUGCUGUCCGGGGAGGGUACAGAGCGUGGCUGGCGGUUGUUGAAGCUGCUGGGGCUGCUCUACCUGGCUGUGCUGCUCGGCUGCACCGCCCUCAUCAACUUCUCACUAGGCUUUAUCCUGGCCCUCACACAGGUGCCCAUCGCAGCUUUAAUCACCCCUCAUGUUCCCAGGCUCCUGUGUGCCGGUGCCAUGAUCCUGCUCAGCCCGGGCUGCACCCUCCUGCUGUGCCUCUUCCUGUACCAGGAGUUGCAGGAGGCCCCGCUGACACUGCUGGAGGGAUGGGGACUGUUCCUGUCAGCCGUCUCGCAGGGCAUCCUGGACCACCACCUCUAUGGCUCACUACUCUACCCCUUGCUGGCCCUUUUCAUCUUCCCCUGCUGGCUGCUGCUCUGGAACAUCCUCUUCUGGAAAUAAGACGGCACUUGUGCUCCUUUCCCAGCUCCUCCAAAACGCCUGCCUUCACACUCUACCGCCCUCCACGACUCCUGCGAGAGAGCAAGCACUGAAGAGCAAGCACUGGAGCAGAGCAGAGCAGGAGGAGGGUGGGUGGGAAGAGAUGGAGAGUGGUGGUGGACAAGCAGAGCAGUGUGGACUAAUGUUAAAGCUGAGGGUCUGAGAGAGUGGACAGUGGUGUGGGGUCAUUAUCAGAAAUGAGGGUCUGAGAGAGAAGACAGCAGUGUGGGGUGAUUGUCAGUCCUGGGCCACUGGGAGAGCAGACAGGGGUGUGGGGUAAUUGUCAGAGCUAAGGCUCUGGGAGAAUGGACAGUGGUGUGGGGGAACUUCAGAGCAGAGGGUCUGAGGGUUAGGGUUAGAACUGAAGGACAGGUGACCUGACACAGAAGCACUACUUUGCCAAUGGGGAAGCAGAGAAGUGUCUCUUGUAACUUCCACAGUGCUGUAGCCUCAUCUUGACCCUCACUGCUAUGCAGGAACCAGCCAGAAUAACUGGGGAUAGAGCUCUGUCGUUCACAUUCACUUGCCUCAUUAUUAUGUUUUUUUUAAAGGUUCUAUCAGCCUUUUUUUUAAAUUAAUAAAACACCUGGGUUUUGGAUUGACA